Molecule: messenger RNA, 894 nt
Organism: Durotheca rogersii
Lineage: Eukaryota; Fungi; Ascomycota; Sordariomycetes; Xylariales; Xylariaceae
Exons: 3
Coding region: 42-302 (86 amino acids)
Source: RefSeq, a predicted model, not a curated record
GCUGGUUCCUCUGCGGCUACCGCCAGUGCUGCCGCUUGCAUAUGAGGUACCUACCUAGGGCACAGUUUCUUUUUUGGCAACUCGGCUCUCUCUACCUCACAGGUCCAUGUUACGUUAGGUACUUACAUGCUAUGGAGAUCAGAACCUCAACCGCCGGUCAUUCCAAACAACAUAUCGCACGUAACCCCAUAGCGUCGGCAUGCAAUGUACGUAGGUGUAGAUCCGCGGUCGGCCAAACAACCAUCUGCCGCCUACUGGGGUCUAUUCGGUCGUCCGUGCACCUGGAGGAUAUCUUGGCAUGACGAAGACGAACGAACACAACGCUGGCCUAGGCGUCUUCUCUCUUGCCCCACCUCCAAGCCUUACAAUUGCGAGAAUCGGGCCUGCGAUUCCUCUGCGUGCCCUUCCCACCUACAGCUCGAUUUGCUGCCGUGGCUGGGUCGGUAGAGGGACACCGGAGCACGGAGAAAGUUGGCCCCCCUAACCCCCUUGCUAGGAGGUAGGCAUAGGUAUCGGUGUAUAGUAAGUAGCAUGAUCGGAACCAAACAUUGAAUCGAAACGGUGGAUGAACGAAAGGCUUCCAACUACAUCAUACCUUAGGUACCUCGAUAGGUACCUACCUGUGUAAGUACCUACCUAGGGUAAUGCUUUCGACAUGGAAACGUCAAUGGCAACGGCAAAUGCAUAUCGCAGCAGACGCUCCGACUCAGCAUCGAUACGGUACCUCUUUGCCCGGCGUCUUUCUCUGCGACUGUGCAAGUUGCUCCUUGACGUCAUCUCCAGUCUGCUCACACUCCUAGACUAGCUCUGACAUCAUAGAGAGCGAGAAAGCAAGCCGUCCAUAGCAGCGUCUCCGUCCGCCACCUCGAAAUACCUAUAUCAAUAUAUAUCCUC